AUGAAGACUGCCAGAACCAUUGGAAUCAUUAAGGACAAGUUACUAGAGCAGUUCCCUGGACUUCAAGAUGUUGGUAUCUCUCCUCAGCAAAUUCACAAGCACAUAUAUACAAAGGUUGGAUUCACAUUGAAAAGAACAAAGCCUGUUGAAGAGAAGAGAAACACACCAAAUGUGAUCAAAAGUAGAUUUGAAUUUGCCAGCAUGCUUCAGCAACUAGGCAUAUCCUACCAAACAAACUGCAUUUUUGUUGAUGAGGCUGGAUUCAAUGCUAACUUGAUUCGUGAAAGAGGGUUGUCCAAGAAAGGAUCAAAUGCUGUUGUCAGAACAAAAACCAAACGAGCAUUUAAUAUCACAAUUAUGGCAGCCAUAUCUUUUCAAGGUGUUGAAGACGUUACAGCAAAAAUGGUUGCAGGCAGUACAAAUACAGAGCUGUUCCUUCAAUUUAUCAAACAAAUCGUAGCAAGUUUGGACAGAGACAAUGCUGCACCUCACUACUUCAUCAUGGACAAUCCUGCCAUUCAUACUGCCAAUCUUCCCCUUCUUGAACCCCAUAGAGGAAUGUUUUUCAAAGUUGAAGGGUUUAGUUAG
Messenger RNA from Phycomyces blakesleeanus NRRL 1555(-), 588 nucleotides. RefSeq lists its product as hypothetical. The coding region runs from base 1 to 588 and encodes 195 amino acids. Lineage: Eukaryota; Fungi; Mucoromycota; Mucoromycetes; Mucorales; Phycomycetaceae. The record is from RefSeq and is a predicted model, not a curated record. Gene Ontology annotation, molecular function: nucleic acid binding. The transcript is spliced from 2 exons.